Molecule: messenger RNA, 2277 nt
Organism: Scleropages formosus (Asian bonytongue)
Lineage: Eukaryota; Metazoa; Chordata; Actinopteri; Osteoglossiformes; Osteoglossidae
Gene: ogfrl1
Product: opioid growth factor receptor-like 1
Exons: 7
Coding region: 603-1661 (352 amino acids)
Cellular component (GO): membrane
Molecular function (GO): opioid growth factor receptor activity
Source: RefSeq, a predicted model, not a curated record
GUACUGCGCCGCACUGCGCCCCCUGGCGGCCACACCCCCCACGACGCGUUGUGUCCUCCACUUCCGGGGCGCGAGACGGUUCCGCAGCGUUCGCAGAGAGCUGCGAGUGCGGGAAAAGGCUCGGCUGGCGCACAUCCCGGAGGACAGUGAGCGAGUGUCUCGAGCGUCAGAGCGCGACGGUGAUGUCACAGCGCAUGAUGUCACAUUUUCGUGCGCUUCUUGUGCAGUAUCUCUCAUGUGGACUCGCUGGGGGGCAGAGAGGAGCGAAACGGCACAUUAACGACACACCGACCGUCACGCUGAAUAACGGAUGAAGCGAGUGUCGCGCGCACUGACAUCAUGAUCAGAACGCUGAUAUAACGGCAGUAGCUCACGCGCUGACUUCCGUGACCUCGCAGCGGGGGUCGGUCACGUGCGGGCUUGUGCAGGGGGCGGGGUCCAAGGGGGUGUGUUGUGUUGUGUUGUGUUCGGCGCCGCGCGGCCCGACUUUCCCUCGCGAGCCCUUCCACGAGAGCUGUGGCGGCGCGCUGCGGCCGCCGCUUCGAAACAUGUAGGCGCGUGGGCCGCGGGCACGAGCGGCGGAGCGCGCGCGCGCGCAGUAAAUGGGCAACCUGCUGGGUGGCUGGAGGUUCAAGGAGCCGAGCACCGUGGAGGAGUGCGACUCCACCUGGGACACGGACUCCGAGAGCGAGGAGCGCGCGAGCCCCACAGAGGAGGACGCGCACGAGCCUGCCGACCCCCAGGAGACCCCCCCAAGGGCCAGGAGGAGCUUCUGCGCAGCGAAGGACCUGUACAAGUACCGCCACAGCUACCCGAGCUACAAGGAGCCGCGGCAGUCGGAGUUUCGCAACCUGAGGUUCUACCUGAACAAGGUGCCCCUGGACCCCGAUGGCGUCUACGUCGAAGAAAUCCUCACCCAGUGGAGAGGCGACUAUGAGAAGCUGGAGAACAACCACACCUACAUUCAGUGGCUCUUUCCUCUGCGAGAACAAGGGCUCAACUUCUACGCUCAGGAGCUCACUCAGGAGGAGAUCAAGGAGUUCCAGGGGUCCCGUGAAGCCCGGCGCCGCUUCCUGCAGGCCUACGCCCUCAUGCUCGACUUCUUUGGCAUCAAGCUGCUGGACAAGAGCGGCAGCGUGUCCCGGGGACCCAACUGGCAGGACCGCUUCCAGCACCUGAACGAGUCCCAGCACAACUACCUGCGCAUCACCCGCAUCCUGAAGAGCCUGGGUGAGCUCGGGUUCGAGGCCUUUAAGAUGCCACUGGUGCGCCUACUGCUGGAGGAGGCCCUGGUGGCUGGCACGCUGCCCAACAUGCGACACAGCGCGCUCGAGUACUUUGUCUACACGCUGCGGGACCGAGCCCAGCGCCGCACCCUGCUCCGCUUCGCCCAACGCCACUAUGUGCCGCCGGAAGACUUUGUGUGGGGUCCGCCGCGGCUCCGCGGGGUGUGCGUCGGGGGCAGGCAGCGGCCCGUCAAGGAGGAGCCCGCGUGGAGUCCGAGCUCUGCGCGUGCGGAGGUGGCCAAAGAGCAGGGCACGUCGCUGAAGCGCAGGGGCCAGGAGCCGUCUGCAGGGGGUGACAGGAAGCCGAGUAGCAGCACGCGACCCCUGCGGGGGGCUGGAGAGUGGCUGCAGUGCGCAGACACCGUCGCCCUGUAGGGGGCAGGCAUGGGCGAUCCGCGGAGCGCGCGAACCCCGGCCCCACGGGGGGUACUGUUAGCUCUCCGCCUCCUCUGUCUUCCUCUUUCGGGCUCUUUGAGUCGAUGAUUAAUAAAGUGCUUCUUCACGCUGCAGCCUGUCUGGUGCGGGGGGUCCGUUGUCCCCGCCCAAGUGCCUCCUUUUUGCCCCGUGCCGGAGCACACGGGGUUGCGGGACUCGCCCCAAGACAGGCUCUGCACCUGGCUUGCAGCUACCUGCAGCUAACAGCGCCCCCCAGUGGCUGGCUGGCUGGCUGGCUUCCUGGGGCCUGUCAGGGCUGUGGGUGCAGCAGUAGCUCAUUUUUCUCAGGGUGUCGAUGUGCUGCAGGGGGUGGGGUGGGUCGGGGGUCACGGGAUCAUGGUGCUUGUUGGUGGGUGGGUGGGUAGGAGGGGUGCUAAUGAAACCCCCACUGACUCACUUCCAGCGCCCCUCCGAUUCCUCAGCACUGUUGUACACCUCAGCCUUUUAGGUUGUCAGAGUGGUCGUCGUGGUAACCAGUGUGUGGAUUUGUCAGGUAUUACAUAUUUUAUAAUUCUGUAUGUUAUUGCAUACUGCUAUAUUAAAUAUGAUGCAAAAA